Colletotrichum truncatum is the source of this 654-nucleotide messenger RNA. RefSeq names its product signal peptidase complex. Lineage: Eukaryota; Fungi; Ascomycota; Sordariomycetes; Glomerellales; Glomerellaceae. The record is from RefSeq and is a predicted model, not a curated record. Gene Ontology annotation, biological process: protein targeting to ER. Gene Ontology annotation, cellular component: membrane; signal peptidase complex.
AUGUCAUCCUCAGAAAGAAUAACAGUUCAUAAUCUAGCGGAUCUGAAGAACACCUCAGACGAUGCGCUCCCCAACUACCUCAACUCUCUUAAGUUUACCCAAUCUCACACCCUAACCGAUGUUCGCCUUGCACUCGGAUGGGGUGCCUUUUUAAUUGCCGCUGCUUGCUUCGGCUGGGACUACAAGUUUGGCUUCGACAGCACAAAGUACUACACAGCCGCCGCUGUUGUGAUCUACUCGAUUCUUAACGGUGCUCUAACCCUUUGGAUCUGGCUCAAGGAGGCCGGUACUGUGUACGAGGGCACCUCUCCUUCAGGCGAGAAGAUCAAUAUUGCAACCUCCACAAAGAAGAACGUUCCCAUUUACAACAUGAAGAUUACCAUCACCUCGAAAAACGGCGAAAAGAAGACAAUUGAACUUGCAAAGCCAUUUGCUGAGUGGUUCGACUCCCAGGGUCACUUCGUCGCCACGCCCUUCCAGGAGAUUCUGGCGACCGAUAUUCCCGUCAUCGGCAAGCUCGACGCGAAGCGUGUUAAAUCCUCCUCCCAGCCAUACUCUGCCGACUUCCUAGACGCCUUGUAUGCUGAGAGUACCGCGACAGGAAGCGGUGCUGAGGCAGCUGCCAAGGGCUCCAGCAAGAGACGCAAGGCGUAG